AUGCAUCUUCAUGAGAGCGAACCUCUCAUGGGCUGGCCGAUGGCAGCAAGUCCACCUCAGCCUGUCAAGACCUUUGACGCUGGUAUUGUAUCCGGCGACGAAUACGGCGCAUUCACCGGGUUCGCACAGAACGGAGAGACCCAGCCCGCGUUUGGGCCCGCCAACACUGUGCCCUUGGAACGACGCAAGAAGGUCAUCAUCGUUGGCGCAGGUAUCAACGGGAUUCAACAAGCAUCCAUUCUCCUGCGUGACGGCUAUGUCAAGCUCGGGGAUAUUCAGAUCUUCGAAGCUUUGUCUGGGUAUGGUGGCGUCUGGCAGAAGAACAGAUAUCCCGGCUGCGCAUGUGAUGUCCCUGCCAUGAUCUACACCACAUCUUACCACAUAAACAAGGAAUGGACGCACUUCUAUGCCGAACGAUCGCAAAUAGAAGCCUACUAUACUGAGUUCGCACAUAAAUAUCGCCUCGAGGAGUGUACCCGAUUUGAAAGCCUUGUUAAAUGCUGCACCUGGGACGAGGAACAUAUGGUCUGGCACGUCGGCGUUUUAAACAAAAGCACCGGGAAGACUGAACAUUGGAUCGCGGACGUUGUCUGUCAGUGCGUUGGAAGCCUGGACCGCCCGAAAUGGGGGAACACGCCAGGGCGCGAGAACUUUAAAGGCGUGGUAUGGCACACUGCCCACUGGCGAAACGACUACGACCUGAGUGGCAAGACUGUGGCCAUUAUCGGCUGCGGUCCGAGUGCUGCGCAAGUGAUCCCAGAGGUCAUCGACAAGCCAAAACAUCUGACUAUCUACAUGCGGACUCCACCUGUCUGCAUUGCUAGGAACGAUUUUGCCUAUUCACGGCUAUUUCGAUGGGCAUGUAGAUGGGUGCCAUGCUUUGCCUGGCUCAUUCGAACGCGAAUGAAUUUCCGAAUGAUGCGAUUCGGUCGAAAGAUGGCCACUGACGGGGAUCCGUUGAACGACCAAAUGACCGCGAUGGCAGUGAAGUUUAUGGAGUCGGAAAUCUCAGACCCUGAGUUGCGUGAAAAGGUCCGGCCUGAUUCGAAGUAUUACUGCAAGAGACCACUACGUCUUGACGGCUUCUAUAAAGCCCUGGCGAGACCUAAUUGUAGCGUCCUUCGCGAGAAUCUUGUUCGCUACACCGAAGGGGGGGUAGUAUCUAGUGAUAAGAAGACUGGGAUGGAAACCGAGCGCCUGUACGAUGUCAUCAUCUUCGGCACAGGGUUCAACGUGGCUCAAUUUCUCGAACAUGAAAAGGUGACGGGCCUGAAGGGGCUCGACCUCCAGGUCAAGUGGAAGGAUCAUCCCGAAGCCCUGUACGGUUUAGCUUCCAGCCAGUUUCCCAACAUGUUCUACUGCUUCGGGCCCAAUUCGGCACACGUCUGGUCGUCGCAGCAGGACAAUUGGGAGCGGCAAGCACGGUUCGCCGCCAAGGCUGUGAAGGAGUCGGUUCUGCGGGCACGAAAAGGUGUCAAGUUCGCGAUGCACCCCAAAAGGGCCGUCGAGAGGAGAUACAAUGACGAAGUACAGCGACAGCAGGCAGGAAAGUUUGUGUGGGCGAGACCAGAUUGUGUCACGUACUACAAGAAUGAUGCCGGCUGGAACACGUAUACGAUGCCGUGGACGUGGUGGCAAUUUCGCCAGAUGCUGACAAAUAUCAACUGGAAGGAGUGGGAGGUCAUCGAGAAGCCGUUGAAGAGGGUGGCUAUUGACUGA
Molecule: messenger RNA, 1719 nt
Organism: Cladophialophora psammophila CBS 110553
Lineage: Eukaryota; Fungi; Ascomycota; Eurotiomycetes; Chaetothyriales; Herpotrichiellaceae
Exons: 4
Coding region: 1-1719 (572 amino acids)
Molecular function (GO): flavin adenine dinucleotide binding; N,N-dimethylaniline monooxygenase activity; NADP binding
Source: RefSeq, a predicted model, not a curated record